Messenger RNA from Volvox carteri f. nagariensis, 2499 nucleotides. RefSeq lists its product as uncharacterized. Gene Ontology annotation, cellular component: membrane. The coding region runs from base 1 to 2499 and encodes 832 amino acids. Lineage: Eukaryota; Viridiplantae; Chlorophyta; Chlorophyceae; Chlamydomonadales; Volvocaceae. The transcript has 16 exons. The record is from RefSeq and is a predicted model, not a curated record. Gene Ontology annotation, molecular function: glutamate-gated receptor activity.
AUGUCUAACAGGUUUUGCGCGAUGCAGAGAAUAAAAGUUGUCGUCGCGCAUAGGCCUCCGUUUGUUUUCGUGGCCAAUACGUCCACAGGGCAGCUCUUUUCGGGCCUUCUGAUUGACCUGCUUAAUAGAAUCUUGAUUACGGGCAAUGGAUCUUUUCAGUAUGACAUGUAUGUGUCUGAAAUAAAUGCCGGCGGAACAAAGAGCAACGGAACGUGGAAUGGUGUCGUCGGCGAGCUCGUGGCCAAGCGUGCAGACGUCGCUCUGUUUCCCUUGACUCGGACUGCUUCCCGCCUCGAAGCCAUCGACUGCACUUACUCCUACUACGACGCAGGUCUCGCGUUGCUUGUGGGGGAUGGUCAGACCGCCCCCGGCCCGCUGUCCGUCGUGGCGCCCUUUGAAGUAACGUUGUGGAUCACACUGCUGUUCACUAUCAUUGGCGUUGCGCUGCUAUUCUGGGGCCUGGAUGCGUACGGCAAGUGGAUCCGGAACAAACAGUUUAAUGCGCUGCAUGCUUCGGGGGUGAUGUCAGCUGAGCAGGUGGCACAUGCGAAACAUGCCCCCUACAGCAGCGACCUCUCAAAACCCUCCCAAUGCCGCGGCCUUGGCUCAACCUGUGUGCUGCUGCACCCCUGCCGGUGCUUCCGUGAGCUGCAUAUUCGCCCCCGGGAUAUGGGUCUGGGCACGCAGGCUGCGAUCUGCCCUACCACCGCUACUGGGCACUCCCAGAAGCGCCGUUGCAGUGUUCCCGGCAUGCGGCAAUCCCGCUGUGCGUCGGCUGCUGCCAUUUUUAGUGACAUGAGGGAUGUUCUGAUGGCCAUGGACUACAAUCCCGUGAUGAUGAGCUUCAUGGCGGCUGCGGGUGCCCCAGAGCGACCCGGCCGCAAUAGCUGGGGCGUACAGGUGCUGUACGUGGUGUAUUGCUUCUUUUGCAUGAUCAUACUGUCAUCCUACACCGCCAACCUGACGUCGUACUUGGCUGUACGGCGGGCCUACGUGGGAAUUUCGGGGCUGCAGGACCUGGUCAAGGAUAACGCACUGGUGGGCGUCAACCCCAGCGGCUCCACUGCUGCCUACUUCACCGCCAGCAAGGACUCCCUGGCCACACAGCUCCAGCCCAACGUGCGGUACUGCGACACAGCCACCUGCGUGGCUUGGGUGCGACAGGGAGUAGUGCGGGCCUUCGUAACCGAUCAGCCGGUGUUGCUCUACCUAUCGCAGCGGCAGCCUUGCGACAUGGCGGUGGCGGGCGAACCUUUUGGACCAGGUGCCUGGGGUAGGGGUAACUUGGUGAUUGGGCUGCAAAAGAACUCCUCUCUGCUGCCGUUUUUUAACUCAGCUCUGCAGACGUUCUCGGAGGACGGCACACUGAGUUUGCUGCGACGCAUCUGGUUUGAUGGACUGAGCCAGUGCGAUGGCAGCGAUGCUGAGCUGGACAGCAGCCGUCUCACCAUCAGCCAGAUGUUGGGAGCCUUUGUGUUUUUGGCUAUUGGUAUCCUCAUUGCCUUUACCACCGGCACUGUGGAGAACCUGAAAUGGUGUCUUGCACGGGCCUACGCCAAGUCCUACUCAGAGCAAAGUGUGCGGGCGGCGCAGAACCUCUCCUCGAAUGGCCAGCUUACUCGCAGCUCCACCUUCCUCCGGCAAGCCGAGCGCCUGCGGACCUCUACCUGGCACCGUCUCUCCAUUGCGGUGCUGGGCAUCAGCAAGCCGGCGCAGCCAAUGCCUGAGCCGUCCAUGGAAGGCCGCCCCUCGAACACAGGACCGCAUCAAGGCCGUACAGAAGCGUCUGCAUUGAUGGCCUCGAUAGUAAAGCGGAGGCGUGUGGAAGCGUCUAAUGGUGGUGGCCAGGGUGAUCAUGCUGUUAGCAUUACCACAAAUACCGUCACCGGUGUCACUGCGGAUGGCACACAGCCCCGUGAUCUUGUACUCCUCGUAGACUAUGGCGGCGUGGUCGCUACUGCAGGCAACGGUGACGUCAAUGAGUGCCGUGGCGUGGGAGAUGACGGUGUGCGUGCGGCUGUUGCAGCCGGCAAAGAGUCGCCCAAUGAGGUGACGAACUGUGUUGCCGCGAUGGAGGCACCCGCGCUGGAGCCGAUGGUAUCGUCUGUCUGCUCCCAGGCCUUUCCUCAUGUCGAUCAGCGGAGUGGGCGUGGCCGUGCACUGUCUGGACGGCUCUCCAGCUUCUGCUGCUGCAAGGAGGAGCUCCAUCAGCAGGAGGGCGCCUUUCACCCCGAGCAUGGUCUCCAAGGGUUGCACCCGCUGGCUCUGACAGCGUCUACUACAGCUGUUAUGGCACUGCCGGGCCAGCAGCGCGUAUUUGUAGAGGUUACGUGUGCCGUACUGUGCCGUACCAGCUACUACACCGUCUACCUGGCGGAAUGGGACCGCGAGCUUCUCUGCUGUAAUCGUACUUUCGCAACCCCCGCAACGCCGGAUGAUGACGCUAUCAACGUCAUCUCGGACAUCUCAUUUGGUGCAGCUCAGGUUGGCUUGACUUGA